Colletotrichum tamarilloi is the source of this 873-nucleotide messenger RNA. Its product is annotated as short chain dehydrogenase. The transcript is spliced from 6 exons. The record is from RefSeq and is a predicted model, not a curated record. Lineage: Eukaryota; Fungi; Ascomycota; Sordariomycetes; Glomerellales; Glomerellaceae. Bases 1 to 873 code for a protein of 290 amino acids.
AUGAUAUUGCAACAGCAAAGGUCGAUCUGGAAGGAAAACGAAGCCCUCAUUGACGAAUGCAUGAGCGCCCUCCGCGAGAUUGAGAUGAAAAUGACACUCUUCUCAGGCGUCGCCGUGGUCACAGGCGCUGCUUCAGGCAUCGGCCGCCAGGUGGCAAUCUCAUUCGCCCGUGAGGGCUGCAAGCGCAUCGCUCUGCUCGACAGAGAUGAGGACGGCGCGCUGGAGACGGCUCGCAUGUGCCGGGAGGCCAACGGGGAGACGCGCACUUUUGUCAUGGAGAUUGACAACCGCAACGACGAGGACAUUGCAUCGUGCAUGGAGAAUGUUGUAGAGGAAUGGGGCCGGAUCGAUUAUGCAGUUAACUGCGCUGGCAUGUUUGGACCAAAGGCACCGUCGCACCUCCUGACGCCCGCCGAGUUUGACGAGAUCACCAACAUCAACUACCGCGGCACAUGGCUAUGCUCGCGGGCGGAGCUCACGCAUAUGAUUAAGCAGGAAUCCAUGAAGACGCACGACGGCAGACCAGGGAACCGGGGGGUCAUUGUCAAUGUUGCGAGCAAUCUCAGCCUGGUUAGCCGGCCAGAGACACCAGCCUACAACGCAUCCAAGGCGGCUAUCUUAAGUAUGACGAGAAGCGAUGCCAUCGAUUAUGCAAAGUAUAAUAUCCGCGUCAACUGCGUGUGUCCAGGGAUCAUUGACACGCCCAUGACAAGUGAAGUCUCAUCAGAUGAUCCCAUGAUCGCAGUAGCGCCAAUGAAGCGGAAAGGAACGCCGCAAGAAGUCGCCGAUGCCGUCUUAUUCCUCUGCAGUUCUAAGGCGUCUUUUAUCCACGGCGCCUCGUUGUCCGUCGACGGCGGCUACGUUAUCAACUAA